UAUUUGUGUCAGCCAUCAGCCGGCUAAGCUAAUUAUGUUAUUGCUAGGUUAGGUAAGACAAAGUUAUUUUUGUUUAUUUGUGAAUCUAUAAUUACUUGUGAAUAUUUGAAUAUAGUUGCAACUAAUGAUGGGAAACGAAACGAAGAGUAGUGAUGAGGAACCAAAACCCACAGUAGCAAAGAACGCAGUGGAACUUCAAAGGUUUAAACUGGAGAAAUUAAUGAAAAAUCCUGAUAAACCUGUGGUGAUCCCUGACAGAGUUAAGGAUAAGAAGAUGCCCCAUGUGCCAGAGUUUGUUCGCAACGUGAUGGGGUCCAGUGCAGGAGCAGGGAGUGGGGAGUUCCAUGUGUACAGACAUCUGCGGCGCAAGGAGUACGCCAGGCAAAAGUUUAUCCAGGAAAAAAGUGAAAAGCAACUUCUAGAAGAGGCAUACCAUCAGAAAUUACUGGACAACAAGCAAGCUGCGGAAGAAAAGACUGCAAAAAAGAGAGCAAAAAGGUUAAAAAAGAAAGCAAAUAGAAAAAAGAUUAAGUCCGGAGACAAUAAUAAAAAACAAACUAGUCAGGUGGAGGAACAAAGCAGUUCUGAGAGUGAAAAUGAAAGAACUGAUGAAGAGGAGGACAAUUCCAACACAAAUGAGAAGUUACGACUUCAAGAAAAUAGAACAGAAGUAGAAGUGGACAGUGUCAUUAUUUCUAAAAGUAAUAACAGUUCUGCAAAGAAACACUCGUUGGGAGACAAGGAAAGUAAAGACAGUAAAAGUGAACCUACAAGUUUUACUUGUAAAGAAUUAUUAGAUGAUGAUAGUAAAGAUGUCAAUUCAUAAUACAGUUGAAUAACGUAAAUGAUUUCUUGUAAUUUAAUUUGUAUGUAACCCUUUUAAUGCCAACACCUGACAAAUCAGAAUAUGGAUGGCCAAAGUGUACCAAUAUUCAAUCAUUUGGACGUUUUGUACAAAAUAAAUAAAAAUAUUUCAAGUAUUAAGAUAAACAUAGUAGGUUUUUUUAUCGUAUUACAAUGAUCUUUCCAAUAAUUACUGUACAUAAUUAGUUAAUAAAACAACUUAAAUAGC
Molecule: messenger RNA, 1072 nt
Organism: Homalodisca vitripennis (glassy-winged sharpshooter)
Lineage: Eukaryota; Metazoa; Arthropoda; Insecta; Hemiptera; Cicadellidae
Product: PRKR-interacting protein 1 homolog
Exons: 3
Coding region: 125-826 (233 amino acids)
Biological process (GO): negative regulation of protein kinase activity
Cellular component (GO): nucleolus
Molecular function (GO): double-stranded RNA binding; protein kinase inhibitor activity; protein kinase binding
Source: RefSeq, a predicted model, not a curated record